CGUAUCGUGAAAAUUUCUUUACAAGUUUUUCUUCCGGUGGGAAAUAAAAAUUGUGUAAAUUUCUUAAAUCUGGCCAACAGCUUCCCAAUUUAAUACCUUCUCAAUCCCUUUUGAGAGUUCGAACAAGUGCUGUGUGUAUUUCGAUUAACCUAUAUUAACCAUGAAGGUUAAUAAUGCGGGCGAAUAUACGCUGGCCGAGAUCGAGGUAGAGGUCGACCACCAAUUAAACCCCGACGACCUGCAACCUGGAGCCACGGUGCUAGCAACCAACGAUAGUGGUGGAGGCUUUCAGCAGAUUGUUAGCCAUGAGGAUCUGUCUAGAUUCUUUACCGUUGCGCCAGGGAAUGCAAUUCCAAUGCCCACAGAUGUGGUAGUGGAAAGAACCCUGGCGGAUCCGGCUCUCAAGCAGAUCCUGCAGGAAGCUGACGGGAAGACCGGGUUUGACCCUCAAGCAGAGCAAUUGAAGAUUCGCGACUUUUUGGCCGGGGUUACUAGCAACAAGAUCACGGAGAAAUCCGCGCCUCAUGGAUCGCGUUUCACUUCGUCUGCGGCCACUAUCAACCGGAAACAGUGUCCACAAUGUCUAAUUUAUUACGAGCCCGUAGCCUUUCAAGGCCACACUUGCGAGGGGGAGAUCAAUCGAAAAAAAGUUGAAGUGCCCGCUCCCCAGCAGGAGAAGCCCCUUCCAGUCCCCACUAUCUGUGCUCCUCCCGCUCCGCCCACCAAACCGAGUAGCGAGCGGGUCAUUCUUGAGAACCAAGUGCGCCUGCGUCGCUACAUGAAGGACGAAAUGAAGUACGACCUGACCACUGGCAUCGACAGCUCGCGCAGCAGAAAGUCAAUAAAGGGUCCCAACGAAUGCACGAUGUGCGAUCGUAAGUUUGUGCACGCUUCUGGAUUAGUGCGACACAUGGAGAAACAUGCUCUUGAUUUGAUCCCUGCCCAGACCAGCUUGCAACCGCAUACGGUUCCGGCUGCUGGCCUCCAUGUCGUGGUAAAGUGCAACGCCUGUGGUCGCAUCUUCUAUGAUCCGCAGGUGGCUUUCGAGCACGGCCUAAUUCACUAUCCGGAUCAUUCUUUAAGCUGUAAAACUUCAGAGAAUACAUCCACUGCUCAAAGAGAUUUCAAGGAGCUAUUGCUGGAAGGGGAGAUGUUGCUGGGAGGAGAAGUCACAGUAACAGCGACCAUACAAAAUGGUAAUCGAAGGGAAAAUGACCUCUUUACCACUCUGAUUUUGGGCAGCGUAUUGCAGUGCGAGUUCUGCGAGUACAUCUUUGCUGAUAUAGCAGAACUCCUCGUUCAUUCGGCUUCCCAUGUGGCUGAGCGGCGCUUUGAGUGCAACGCCUGCGACAUCCAGAUGAACACGGCAAAGGAGGCCAGCAUCCACUUCCAGACAGACUGCAUCUUCAUGAGGGAGGCAAUCAGGUCAUUAAAUGUCACCCUGAGUCGACAUUUUGUGUGCAAUGUGUGCGAGCUAAAGUUCGCGAAUACAGAUUUGCUCCAGGAGCAUCGGUAUACCUCCUAUCAUUAUUUUCCGCGACUCAGCGAAAAUGGUGAGAAACUGCUGCUUCCCUGUGAAUUCUGCGAGGUCAACUUUGAGUUCGCCCAUGAGAUCUUGGCGCAUAACGAGGAGAAGCACCUGAACAAGAAGAAACGCGAAAAAGAGACCCGCAACACGGGCUGUGGUCGCCUGCGUCAAUACCUCUGCGACAUCUGCGGAAAGUCGUACACCCAGUCAAGCCAUCUGUGGCAGCACCUGCGCUUUCACCAGGGUGUCAAGCCUUUCGUAUGCCAAGAGGAAAAUUGCGACAGGAAGUUCACGAUCCGUCCAGAUCUAAAUGACCACAUCCGCAAGUGCCAUACCGGUGAACGACCAUAUCUCUGUUUGGUGUGUGGCAAACGCUUUUUGACUGGGUCGGUCUUCUAUCAGCACCGUCUAAUCCAUCGCGGUGAGCGGCGUUACGAGUGCGAGGAGUGCGGCAAGCGAUUUUACCGGGCAGAUGCCCUCAAAAACCAUCAGCGCAUACAUACCGGAGAAAAGCCGUACAGCUGCCUAUUUUGCACUAAGACUUUUCGGCAGCGCGGUGACCGGGACAAGCAUAUCCGAGCCCGGCACUCCCACCUGGACGCCAACUCGCGCCUCAUGAUGCAAAUGCAGAAGUUCCAGCUAGAGACGGCUGCAGCUCAGAAGGCUCAGAAACAUCCCGACCAACAGGAAAGUGGUGCCAGUCCCUGUGACGUGUCAUCUGACUCCAGACCCAGAACGGACACUGGUGAUCCAGAAAUGCAGUAUUCAGUCGUGCCAUCAGAACAGCAGGAGGGAAUGAUGUGCUUGCCAAUGGACGAGGUGAACAACGGUUUCCUAAUGUCGCACUAUAUGCAGGCUGUUCCCAUGGAAUCGCAUGACUCGGAACAACAGAUAAUUGUCUUCGAAGAGCCCGUCCAGGAUAUGGAAAUGAUGAGGAUUUUUGAACCACAACAAAAUCAAGAACAAAUGCAAGACGGCAGCAUGCCAUUAUUGUCAUCUGGCGAAAAUGCCAGGGUUGUGGUUGUAAAAAACAAUCCAUCUCUACCGUUAUUUUCGGAUACCUAUAUCUAGUAGUUCACUUAGAAUUCAAAUAAAGCGCCAGAGGUUAAAGCGUUGCCAUACUGUACAAUCACAUCGUUGCCAUUUUGUCGAUAGUCAACACGUACAAUCGAUAAAAGAUGAUCUGUUUUGCAAAAAUAUCGCCGAAUCGAUAGUGCCACCCCCAGCUAUGUGUGCCAUCCCUAGUU
Molecule: messenger RNA, 2775 nt
Organism: Drosophila eugracilis
Lineage: Eukaryota; Metazoa; Arthropoda; Insecta; Diptera; Drosophilidae
Product: testis-specific zinc finger protein topi
Exons: 4
Coding region: 161-2599 (812 amino acids)
Biological process (GO): regulation of transcription by RNA polymerase II
Cellular component (GO): nucleus
Molecular function (GO): DNA-binding transcription activator activity, RNA polymerase II-specific; RNA polymerase II cis-regulatory region sequence-specific DNA binding
Source: RefSeq, a predicted model, not a curated record